Lachancea nothofagi CBS 11611 is the source of this 1368-nucleotide messenger RNA. NCBI's taxonomy places the organism in Eukaryota, Fungi, Ascomycota, Saccharomycetes, Saccharomycetales, Saccharomycetaceae. The record is from the annotation of a GenBank genome assembly.
AUGAAAAAGAGUGAUCUUGGCAGUGGUGAAAGGCCCGCUGAAGCGAGCAGCGAAAUCGAAAUGAGCGACAAGAAGCAGGACUCUGUCAAUUCACCUUCGAUCAAUGUUCGCAAAGACCUGAAAGACGUUAUUCACUAUAUGAUCUUUAAUCCUGAGGCCAAUCAUAUCAUCAUGCCACUAUUGUUGGCUGCAGAGUUUUUGGCACUGAAGUGGAUCGUAACCAAUGUGGCUUACACAGAUAUUGAUUAUGAAGCGUACAUGGAGCAAAUCUGGACAAUCCAGGAUGGAGAGACUAAUUAUAAAAUGAUAGAGGGUGGUACGGGUCCUUUGGUAUAUCCUGCAGGUCAUGUUUGGAUAUAUCGGCUGAUGGAAAAUGUCACGUCUGGGUUGGACAACGUGAAGGCCGGGCAAGAUGUUUUCCGUUACCUGUAUCUUGCGACGAUGAUGUUGCAGAUGGUAUGCUACGUAUUACUGCAACUACCUCCUUGGUGCGUGGUCCUGGCUGUUAUGUCGAAGCGUCUACACUCCAUUUACGUCUUGCGCUUAUUCAACGACUGUUUUACUACUUUCUUCAUGACCCUUACAGUGUUACUUUUGCUGUUCUCAGCUCGUUGGCAGAGAAGAGCCUUUUGCGUUCUUGCUAGCGCCAGCUACUCCAUGGCGAUAAGUAUCAAGAUGAACGCUCUGCUAUUCCUGCCAGGGGUUUUAUUGUCCAUAUUUCAACUCACCGGCGGGCACUUGGCGUUUACCCUGGGGUGUUUGGGAAUUAUGGCAGGCUGGCAAUUCUACGUAGCGCAAAUCUUCAUUCAGCAAAACCCACGCGAGUACUUCUCCACAGCAUUUGAUUUCGGGCGUCAGUUCAUGUACAAGUGGAGCGUGAAUUGGCAGUUUGUCGACGAGGAGGUAUUCGAGAACCCGUGGUUCCAUCGUGCUUUAUUGGUAAGCCAUUUGGCAGUCUUAUCUUUAUUUUUGGUAACGCGCUUCUGCUCAAGUUUCUCCGAAAUUCGGACCUCGUUUAAGGCUUUGAAACAUCCCUUUACCCCAGUUCUGCAAUCUUACCGCAGCGUCAAGACAUUGGAUGUAGGUUACACCCUGCUGGUAACUAAUUUUGUGGGCGUGAUGUUUGCGCGUUCAUUGCACUAUCAAUUUCUUUCAUGGUAUCAUUGGACGUUACCAGCUCUAUUAAACUGGUCUUCGCUGCCACCAAUUGUAGCAUUUGCAUGGUAUGCUGCGCAUGAAUACUGCUGGAACAGCUACCCUCCAAACUCAGUUGCUAGUGCCCUGAUGUUUGGCCUAAAUAGUUUUCUGGUGAUCUUGGUAUUUGUCAAGAAUCGCACUUCGCAACACGACAUCAAGAAAUCGCAAUGA